This is a messenger RNA of Zalophus californianus (California sea lion), 375 nucleotides long. Its product is annotated as 40S ribosomal protein S25-like. The transcript has 2 exons. The coding region runs from base 1 to 375 and encodes 124 amino acids. The record is from RefSeq and is a predicted model, not a curated record. Lineage: Eukaryota; Metazoa; Chordata; Mammalia; Carnivora; Otariidae.
AUGUACCCAAACCUGAACAGGACAAUAAGAAGAAAAGAUGCCAGAAAGUCGGCCAAGAAAGACAAAGACCCAGUGAGCAAAUCUGAAGGCAAAGCCAAAAAGAAAAAGUGGUUCAAAGGCAAAGUUCAGCACAUGCUCAAUAUGCUUGUCUUGUCUGAGAAAGCCACAUGGGACGAACUCUGUAAAGAUGUUCCCAACUAUAAAGGUUAUAACCCCAGUUGUUGCCUGAGACUGAAAUUCGUGGUCCCUGGCCAGGGAAGUCCUUCAGGAGCUCCUUAUAAAGGACUUACGAACUGGUUUCAAAAGAGAGCUCAAGUAAUUUACACUAGAAGCACCAAAGGUGGAGACGUUCCAGCUGCUGGUGAAGAUGCAUGA